Molecule: messenger RNA, 1308 nt
Organism: Cavia porcellus (domestic guinea pig)
Lineage: Eukaryota; Metazoa; Chordata; Mammalia; Rodentia; Caviidae
Gene: Cacng1
Product: calcium voltage-gated channel auxiliary subunit gamma 1
Exons: 4
Coding region: 142-816 (224 amino acids)
Biological process (GO): regulation of calcium ion transmembrane transport via high voltage-gated calcium channel; calcium ion transmembrane transport
Cellular component (GO): L-type voltage-gated calcium channel complex; membrane
Molecular function (GO): voltage-gated calcium channel activity; calcium channel regulator activity
Source: RefSeq, a predicted model, not a curated record
AGCACCAGCCCCAAGGCCAGCCCACUCUGGCUCACCCAGACACACUAAACUUAGCUUCCGCACCCACUCCACGGCCACUGCCACCACGCUAAUCGAGCUGCCACUUCCCCUGCUCAGAGCCCUCACACCUCAGUGACCACCAUGUCCCAGACCAAAUCCCUGAAGAUCCGCGUGACCCUCUUCUUCAUCCUGGUGGGCAUGGUGUUGGCCAUGGUGGCCGUGGUGACGGACCACUGGGCCGUGCUGAGUCCCCACAUGGAACAGCACAACACUACCUGCGAGGCGGCCCACUUCGGCCUCUGGAGGAUCUGCACCGCGCGCAUCGCAGUGGAUGCCAGGAGGGACAGGAGCUGCAAGCACCUCACCCUGUCUGGGGAGAAGAACUGUUCCUACUUCAGACAUUUCAACCCAGGCGAGAGCUCGGAGAUCUUUGAAUUCACCACUCAGAAGGAAUACAGCAUCUCAGCGGCAGCCAUAGCCAUCUUCUGCCUGGGCUUCAUCAUCGUGGGCACCAUCUGUGCGCUCCUGUCCUUCGGAAAGAAGCGGGAUUACCUGCUGCGGCCGGCAUCCAUGUUCUAUGCCUUCGCAGGGCUCUGCAUCUUGGUCUCCGUGGAGGUCAUGAGGCAGUCGGUGAUGCGCAUGAUUGCCAGUACGGACACCGUCUGGAUCGAGUACUUCUACUCCUGGUCCUUUGCCUGCGCCUGCGCAGCCUUCAUCCUGCUCUUCCUCGGGGGCGUUGCCCUCCUGCUCUUCUCUCUGCCUCGAAUGCCCCAGAACCCCUGGGAGUCCUGCAUGGAUGCUGAGCCUGAGCACUAGGCCGCGGGAAGCUUAGCCCCAGCCCAGAACCGUCUGGAGAGAGGCAGGAGUUUUACCACUGCCCCUUCCCUUCUGCUCCACCCCCCACAACAGCUGUGGGCUGCUGUCCCUCUCCGAGCAACUCUCUGGGCUGCACCAAGCUCCUGUAACAGAGCAAGUGGACAUGAGCCAGACCUGCCCGAGUUCGGCAGGAGGAAGGCCAGCAGGUGCACAGGCAUUUGAAGGGGUCCCACCUUCUACAGAGCUUAAGGUUGUCCCGCUGUGCCAAACUGGCUCCUGUGAUCUUCAAAAACCCUACAGGGACAACCUGUGCUCAUUUACCAGUUCCGGGAAUCACCUGUAUAGAGAGCCAAUGCCUCUUGCCUCAGUGACAAGAUACACACCCUUUUCAGCGAACUGAAUAUCUCUCCUUGGUGUCCAGGAGCCAAGAAACAUUUUUUAACUGGGUAGAAUGUGACUGUGGUUUGAAAUAAAAGCUCCUGGAAAACUCUU